Macrosteles quadrilineatus (aster leafhopper) is the source of this 1212-nucleotide messenger RNA. RefSeq names its product cytosolic Fe-S cluster assembly factor NUBP2 homolog (gene Nubp2). Bases 200 to 991 code for a protein of 263 amino acids. Gene Ontology annotation, cellular component: cytosol. The transcript has 5 exons. Gene Ontology annotation, biological process: iron-sulfur cluster assembly. The record is from RefSeq and is a predicted model, not a curated record. Gene Ontology annotation, molecular function: ATP-dependent FeS chaperone activity; ATP binding; 4 iron, 4 sulfur cluster binding. NCBI's taxonomy places the organism in Eukaryota, Metazoa, Arthropoda, Insecta, Hemiptera, Cicadellidae.
CGUCAUACAUAUAUUCAAGUGUUUGUUUGAGUGAGUCGUGACAUAACCUCAACUUAUUUGAUCGGAUCGCUCAAACUCAAACAGUAACAAUAAUUUUAAGUUAUUGCUGUGACACUGUGUUACAAUUAUUGCGUUUUACUAAGGUCUCGUUUUUUAAUAUAGCAAAACAUUAAUUAAUCUCUUAUCUCAGUGUUAUAGAAUGCUAAAGGGUGUUAAGAAUGUGGUUUUGGUAUUAUCUGGAAAGGGUGGAGUAGGAAAAUCAACUGUUAGCACACAACUUGCUUUAGCCCUAAAAGAGGAAGGCUUUAAGGUUGGAUUGCUUGAUAUUGACUUAUGUGGUCCAAGUAUACCCUACCUGCUUGGCCUAGAGAAUCAAGAAGUUCACCAAUGCAGCGAAGGAUGGGUUCCAGUAUAUCUAGAUGCAGAUCAAAAGCUGGCUGUAAUGUCAAUAGGUUUUCUCCUUAAGUCCCGAAAUGAUAGUGUAGUCUGGAGAGGUCCCAAAAAAACAGGAAUGAUUAGACAGUUUUUAAGUGAUGUUUAUUGGCAAGAUAUUGAUUAUCUAGUAAUUGACACACCUCCUGGCACCUCCGAUGAACAUAUCACAGUCAUGGAAAAUCUAAGAACUUUAGGUUGUCAAGGAGCUAUUUUGGUAACAACUCCUCAAGCCGUAGCCAUUGAAGACGUAAGGAAAGAACUGACCUUUUGCCGCAAAACUGGUAUACCAAUCAUAGGAAUAUUGGAAAAUAUGAGUGGAUAUGUUUGUCCAAAUUGUUCGGAGUGCACAAACAUAUUCUCGAGUGGGGGAGGAUCCUCUCUUGCUGAAAUGUCCAACAUACCAUUCCUCGGAAGACUGCCAAUAGAUCCAAAAGUGACUCGAGUACCUUUACAAAGUGAAAUCCAAAGGAAUCCAGAUUCAACAACAGCCCAAGUAUUCAAGAAUGUGGUUAGAGUCGUCAUGGAGAAGAAAAAUUGUAGUGUACCAACAGAUUAGCAAUGUUCCUAACUAACAUAAUAGAUAAAAAUAAUUACAUAUAGACUGUCGCCGUAACUGCAUGGGACUCCCAGUGGCGUGCGCCAGAACCUAUGGCAACCACAGCACGGCUGACAGUCGAUAUUUAAUUCUUUUUGUCUAUGCUAACAUGUAUAAUGUUUGUAGUAUUACGUAAACAUGUAUAGAAUAUUGUAUUUAAAAAAUAAAUUUAUUUUUUUAAA